ACACUCUCACUCAAAUCUAUUUUUCUCUUUACAGUCAGAGAGAGAGAGAGACAGAGUCACAAAAGAGACAACAAUGGCGGUGAAAAGCAAGAAGAAGAAAAUGGUCCUUAAGGCAGUAUCUGUCGUAGACAUAGGUUGUAGUAACUGUAAGUUCCCAACCUUGUCUUCUCUUUUCAACCGUUCCUCCAAAAAGCCCCGCCUCUACUCCUCUACUUACGGCCACUCCUCCACAACCACCACCGUCUCUUCCUCCUCAGCCAUUCCCUCCACCAAUCACUGGUUCUCCGACAACACCUCUUCCUCCUCCUCCGCCACACCCUCCGCCGCCGUAGCCGUCGAGAAAGAUUCUGACGACCCUUACCUCGAUUUCCGCCAGUCUAUGCUUCAGAUGAUUCUUGAGAACGAGAUUUACUCCAAAGAUGAUCUGAGAGAGCUUCUCAACUGUUUCCUCUCGCUCAACGAGCCUUACCACCACAGCAUCAUCAUCCGCGCUUUCUCAGAGAUAUGGGAAGGAGUGUUCUCCGCAGCCGUCAAACGCCGUGGUAGCGUCCAAGAGUCGCCGCUCAUCCGUCAUCAUGGACCGUCACGGGCCUCACGUGAUUACCAUAAUCACCAUUACCAGUGAUCGAUGUAAUGUUAACUCCUUUUGUUUAGGGGACGUAACUCUUUUUAAGUUUUAACUAAGUAUUAUGCCACGUUACCAAUAAUGUAUUGACACGUUGACUAUCCAUUACAACUACUACCGAUGUGUCAAUACAUUAUUGGGUUUGUGCUUUUUUUAACUUCUUAUCUUAAGCUUUGGGAUUUUCUUGUUUGUCUUUGAAGUGUAACGACAACAAUGGUAGGAUGUUAUGUAAAAUGACCUUUCGUUAUAUAAACUAG
Eruca vesicaria subsp. sativa (arugula) is the source of this 882-nucleotide messenger RNA. NCBI's taxonomy places the organism in Eukaryota, Viridiplantae, Streptophyta, Magnoliopsida, Brassicales, Brassicaceae. The record is from the annotation of a GenBank genome assembly.